Camelina sativa (false flax) is the source of this 1828-nucleotide messenger RNA. RefSeq lists its product as uncharacterized. Gene Ontology annotation, cellular component: cytoplasm. Lineage: Eukaryota; Viridiplantae; Streptophyta; Magnoliopsida; Brassicales; Brassicaceae. Gene Ontology annotation, molecular function: zinc ion binding; ubiquitin protein ligase activity. The record is from RefSeq and is a predicted model, not a curated record.
UAGUAAUCGCGACUAGAUCCUUCUUUCUCCCCCACAAACCCUUGUGUGCUUAUAUAUUUAAGCUUCUUCAUUUCCCCCAAAGUACUUCUCUCUCUCUCUCUCCGCCUUCGUUUUUAUCUAUGUCUUGAAAAGUGACAACUUUUAGGGAUUUCACAAGUCUGAAAACUACACCGAUACAACCUGCUGGGAAAAUUUGGUGAGGAGUGAUUGCGGGAAUGGCAUCGGGUGGUUUCGAGGAUGAGGAGGCUGAGGGAACUGUAACGAUCAAUGAAUUUAUCGAACAAAUGGAUGCUGAAGAGCUGGCAGCGGAUUUGGUGUUGGGUGGAGAUGAGGGUGAUGAGUGUACUUACCCCAAGGGUUACAUGAAAAGGCAAGCAAUUUUCUCAUGCAUUACAUGUACACCAGAUGGGAAUGCUGGAAUCUGCACUGCUUGUUGCUUAUCUUGUCAUGAUGGCCAUGAGCUUUUGGAACUGUGGACUAAGAGGAAUUUUCGAUGUGAUUGUGGGAACUCCAAGUUUGGAACUUUAGCGUGUAAGCUUCUCCCUAGCAAAGAUGUAGAAAACUCUGAGAAUUCUUACAACCAUAAUUUCAAAGGCUUGUACUGCACUUGCGACCUACCUUACCCUGACCCAAAUGUGGAAGAACAAGUGGAGAUGAUACAGUGCUGUCUCUGUGAGGAUUGGUUUCACGAGGAGCAUCUCGGUUUCAAGCCUUCGGACAGUGUUGGUAGCCAGAUUCCAAGAGAUGAAGAAGGCGAGCCGAUCUAUGAGGACUUCAUUUGUCAAAACUGCUCCCCAGUUUGUUCGUUUCUGACACUUUAUCCUAAGAAAUUGUGGGUUGCUGGUCAAGUAGAUUCCACUGGCUGUGCUAAUGCUUGUUCAGAGACAAUUGAGUCAAACAAAACCAACAUGGAUGCGGAAGCCGGCCAGCUAGAGAACGGUACUGAAGCAGAGAAAUCUGUUAUGCGGAAAUGUUCUGAGAAGAUCAGUGAAUCUGAACCUGGCCAUCUUGACAACUGUUCUGAAGCAGAGAAAUCUGUUGUGCGAAAAUGUUCUGAGAAGAUGAAUGACUCUGAACCCGGCCAGCCUGAGACCAGUACUACUGAAGCCGAGAAAUCUGUUGUGCAAAACGGUUCUGACAAGAUCAACGCCACUGAACCCGUUGCUGCGGCUGGUUGUGCUAUUGGGACGAAUCUAAACUCGUGUCCUGAUUUUGAGAAGAAACCUUUGUUUUUGUCCAAAAACUGGAGGAACAUCCUAUGCAGAUGCGAAAAGUGCGUUGAGAUGUAUAACGAGAGAAAGGUAAGCUAUUUACUUGAUGCAGAGGAUACAAUUGUUGAGUACGAGAAGAAGGCGAAGGAGAAAAGAACAGAGAAACUGGAGAAACAAGAAGGUGAAGCACUUGAUCUUUUGAAUAAUCUCGACCACGUAGCCAAAGUUGAAAUCCUUCACGGUAUCAAAGACUUCAAAGAUGAAUUGAAGGGUUUACUGGAGUCUGGUAGUGGUGGGCCGUCAAAGGCGAUAACAGCUGCAGAUAUCGAGCAAAUGUUUUCAAAUCUGAAAAACAAACGCAAAAGGAUGGAGUGAGAGGAGUUAAGGUAGUAAAACUCUUUCUCCAUCUCAUGGUAACUUUCUUUAGAUAUGUUGUUUCGUUAGUUUGAAAUGGGGAGUGAGGAGGUUCCUCGUUCUUCUGCUCUGGUCUAUCUUUAUUUUCUAAGUUAUGCAAAAAACUUUUUUUUACUUUUAUUGUAUGAAGUUUGUAGCUUGAGUGUAACAGUCGACUAUUAUAUAUAAGCUAAUAGUUCUUCUAGAACUACUAUUUACUUCAA